AUGUCCGUUUCGACUCCCUCUAACAAGCGUAUCGAUGGCACGGCGCUGGCUGCCUCGAUCCGUGCGUCUGUGGCAGACAGUAUCGGCGCUAUUAAGCAAGCGCAACCUGGAUUCAAGCCUACGCUUUGCAUUAUUCAGGUGGGGGAGCAGAGUGCUUCGUCUACAUAUAUUCGCAUGAAGCGCCAGGCAGCGCAACAAUGUGGUAUUGAGACAAGGCAUAUUCAGCUUCCAACAGAUGCUGAUGAAGAGACGAUUCGUGCGCAAGUGCGUACUUUGAACAACGAUCCUACAGUCGAUGGUAUUCUUGUGCAGCUACCACUCGGUGACCAUAUUGAUUCCGAUGCUGAGCGUCGCAUCACCGAAGAGGUUGCCGCCAGCAAAGAUGUUGACGGCUUUCACACCUUGAACAUUGGUUUGCUCUCGUCCAAGGCAUGCAACCCCCAUUUCAAGCCAUGCACACCUGCGGGUGUAAUUCGCCUUCUUGAAUCGGUUGGCCUCUCUGACUUGUCAGGCCUGCAUGCCGUUGUGAUGGGGCGUAGCGACAUCGUCGGUAACCCAGUCGCUACUAUGCUGCGUGCAGCUAACUGCACCGUUACCCAGGUUCACAGCCGCUCCAAGGAUGUUCAGAAUAUUCUUUCGCAUGCAGAUAUCGUUGUUGUGGCCAUCGGCCAGCCCGGUUUCGUCCAGGGUUCAUGGCUUAAGCCCGGCUGCGUAGUCGUUGAUGUUGGCACAAACUACGUUCCUGAUACAACAAAGAAGUCGGGUCAGCGUCUUAUGGGUGAUGUGGACUAUGCAUCAGCAGAGCCUGUGGUCUCUGCAAUCACACCUGUGCCUGGUGGCGUAGGACCGAUGACUGUGGCCAUGCUAAUGGAGAACGUGAAAAUUGCGGCCCAGCGCCGCGCCAAGUAUGAGACGCUGCAUCCGCGUGGUGUCACAUCGCUUAAUUCGCUCACAUUGCAGCAGCCUGUGCCCAGUGACAUCGAAAUCGCGCGUGCGCAACAGCCAAAGAAAAUUGCUGAUUUGGCCCGCGAAAUUGGCCUUCUGCCCUGUGAACUAGAGCCUUACGGUGAUGUGAAGGCCAAGGUAUCUCUCCAAGUGCUCGAGCGCUUGGCUCAUCGAUCCAACGGCAAAUAUAUUGUAGUCGCAGGCAUCACGCCAACACCCCUAGGCGAAGGUAAGUCUACGACUACGAUUGGUUUGUCACAAGCACUGGGUGCCCAUCUUCGUCGCCCUGUCUUUGCCUGCGUGCGUCAGCCCUCGCAGGGCCCGACGUUUGGCAUCAAGGGUGGCGCUGCAGGAGGUGGUUAUUCUCAAGUCAUCCCUAUGGAAGAAUUCAACCUGCAUCUUACGGGUGACAACCAUGCAGUAACAGCAGCCAACAACCUACUUGCUGCCGCAAUCGAUACGCGCAUGUUCCAUGAGGCAACACAAAGUGAUGCCGCCUUGUAUGACCGCCUUACUCCUCGUCAAAAAGGUGUCCGCAAGUUUUCGCCCAUCAUGAUCAAACGUCUUCAAAAACUCGGUAUUGAUAAGACUGAUCCCGACACGCUUACUGAAGAUGAGCGCCGUCGGUUUGCGCGUCUCGACAUUGAUCCGGACACAGUCACUUGGCACCGUGUCGUGGACACGAAUGACCGCUACCUUCGCCAGAUUACGGUCGGACAGGCGCCCACAGAGAAGGGUUUUACGCGCCAGACAGGCUUCGACAUUGCCGUGGCUAGUGAAUGUAUGGCAGUCCUGGCACUAAGUCGAGAUUUGCAGGAUAUGCGGGAGCGUCUAGGCGAUAUGGUGAUUGGUUCUUCCCGCAGCGGUGAGCCAGUGACAGCAGAUGAUUUAGGCGUGGGUGGCGCACUGGCAGUCCUCAUGCGCGAUGCCAUCAAGCCAAACUUGAUGCAGACUCUCGAGGGUACUCCUGUAUUCGUCCAUGCUGGACCGUUUGCCAACAUCGCCCACGGCAAUUCUUCGAUCCUAGCAGAUGCCAUUGCUCUUAAGCUCGCCGGUAUUGAGGAGGGUGAGCCACCUGAAAAAGUUGGCUAUGUUAUCACAGAAGCUGGAUUCGGUGCCGAUAUUGGCAUGGAAAAAUUCUGCAACAUCAAGUGCCGGGAGAGUGGCUUGGUGCCAGACGCUGUGGUACUGGUUGCUACAGUCCGCGCCCUCAAGUCACAUGGUGGUGGUCCAGAUGUGACCCCAGGAAAGCCCUUGAGCGAUGUGUACACUCAAGAGAACCUUGAAAUCUUGGAAAAUGGAUGCGCAAACUUAGUGAAGCAUAUUCAGAAUGCAAAGCAGUUUGGCCUAAAGGUGAUUGUUGCAGUGAAUAAGUUUGCCUCGGAUACCGACGCAGAGUUGAACAUGGUGGUCGAACGUGCACAUGCAGCUGGUGCAGAUGCCGCCGUUCCCACAGAUCAUUGGGCUCAAGGUGGGGCUGGUGCAGUGAAUCUGGCGCAAGCAGUGAUUGAGCAACUUGAGCGCACCGAGUCUCAGUUCCAGUUCUUGUACAACCUUGAUCAGCCGAUCGAAGCGAAGAUCGAGAAGAUCGCGCGUCAUAUGUAUGGUGCUGAUGGUAUUUCAGUCCUUCCUGAGGCUCGUGAACAGAUUGACACGUAUACUCGCCAAGGUUAUGCCCACUUGCCGAUAUGCAUGGCCAAGACACAUCUAUCUCUGUCCCAUGACCCGACCCUGAAAGGCGUGCCUACAGGAUUUACCGUCCCCAUCCGCAGUGUGCGUCUCGCCGCAGGUGCCCGGUUCCUUUACCCCUUGUGUGGCUCUAUGCAAACUAUGCCAGGCCUAAGCACGCGUCCUGGUUACUAUGACAUUGACCUGGAUGCGGAGGGCCAAGUGGUUGGCCUGUUCUGA
Molecule: messenger RNA, 2853 nt
Organism: Malassezia sympodialis ATCC 42132
Lineage: Eukaryota; Fungi; Basidiomycota; Malasseziomycetes; Malasseziales; Malasseziaceae
Gene: ADE3
Product: C-1-tetrahydrofolate synthase
Biological process (GO): tetrahydrofolate interconversion
Cellular component (GO): cytosol
Molecular function (GO): methylenetetrahydrofolate dehydrogenase (NADP+) activity; formate-tetrahydrofolate ligase activity; ATP binding
Source: RefSeq, a predicted model, not a curated record